Branchiostoma floridae (Florida lancelet) is the source of this 2620-nucleotide messenger RNA. Its product is annotated as charged multivesicular body protein 7-like. The transcript is spliced from 10 exons. The coding region runs from base 174 to 1934 and encodes 586 amino acids. Gene Ontology annotation, cellular component: cytoplasmic side of plasma membrane; ESCRT III complex; multivesicular body. The record is from RefSeq and is a predicted model, not a curated record. Lineage: Eukaryota; Metazoa; Chordata; Leptocardii; Amphioxiformes; Branchiostomatidae. Gene Ontology annotation, biological process: late endosome to vacuole transport via multivesicular body sorting pathway; vesicle budding from membrane.
CGCAUGCCCGAUCUAAUUCUCGCGUUUGGCGAGACUUGAGAUUCAGCAGGUAUCCCCCCAGGUGUUCUCCUCGCUACAGAAAUAUUAACCCGUCAAAGUCUAAUGUUGUAUUAUACAGGUAUGUCUUCUAUUAAUUGCCAUAUGUUAGCAGAAACACGCGGGUUCAGACUUGGAUGGAGUCGGCCAAGUUUAUCAUCUCGCCAUCUACGAGAACUCGUAUCAAAAGGUCAAAGUUCAAUCCAAAAUGGCGGAAAGUUGAACUUUUUGACAACCGAAACUUCAAAAUUGCGGCUAAAUAUCUCCUUGUUGCAGGAUCUCAGCACGUCCAAACAAUGGCCACAGGUGGUGAGUAUCUGCCGGAAUGUUGGCAGGAUGACGAGCGGAUGAAUUUUCUCUUCUCUGCGUUCCCAGACAACCGGGACUUGAACCCGCAUCACUGGGACAGCAAACUGCAGUUCUGGGCUGACUUGGUUGUUCACAGCUCAAGAAGCCUGGACGAACUAUGUCUGGACUGUUCUACCUUAGCUCAGAGAUUUAAAAGGAGCGGAAAGACGCCUCUUGGGCUACCAGUGGUUCUGAAUGAGAUGAUCAGACAAGGGAAGAUUCAGAAGCUGUCUGAGUUCCAGUCUGGUGUGGAUGCAGGUUGGGUGUCGUGGGGUUUUGAUCUCAUGGUGAAACGGCCUCUGCGCUGGACAUUUGGUACACUCACAGGCCGUAACCAUGGCAACCCUGAGGGCACCUACCUCCUUCUUGAUCUGGUUAAAGAGAAGGCGGAAGCUGUUCUGACCACCCAUGAGAAGUCUGUGGAGUUUGAGUCUACCGACCAUGUAGUGGAGUACAGAACCCUGCUGGAACAGUGCAGACACUGCUGUAAGGACCAGGACAGCCUGGAGCUGGCACUGCUGCACCUCAGGAAACUCAGGAAAGUCUGCAUCUUCCAGUCAGACCAGGGGGAGAAGCUGGUUAAAUUUGCAUCUUCAGCACACAAAACUGUCUCACCAGUAACAGAUGUGGAAGUUGGUAUCUUAAGAUUAAAGAAAACAGAGGCUUCUCUGAUGCAGCAAGUGGAAAAGUUGCAAUCAGACAGUGACAGGUGCAGGACAGAUGCAAAAGUUUAUCUUCACAAAGGGCUGAAAAAUGCAGCAAAGAAUGCCUUAAGGAGGAAGCAGCACAUCCAGAAGAUCUUGGAGAAGCGAGAAGGUUCCUUGGAAACAGUCCAUGGGCUUGUAAGGAGGAUACAAGAUGCUGAAUCUGACAGGAUGGUAAUCGAUGCCUACAGGGCAGGAGUGUCAGCAUUCAGACAGACUGUGGACAAGGCAGGGCUGACACCAGAUGCAGUGGAUGAAACCAUGAUGGAUGUACAAGAGGUUAUUGAGACAAGCAAUGAAAUCUCUGACAGCAUAGCUGGUGGACAAGCUGACAUGUCAGGGCUGGACCUGGACAUGAGUGGUCUGGAGGAGGAGCUAGCAGACCUUCUUGCUGAAGAAACACCAUCAGUGACAUCAGGACUGACACCUAGUAAGAACCAGCUGUUCAUUCAGGGGACCUUGUCUAAGCCAGCUGCACUGACUCCCCAUCCACUGACCGACAAAACAACGUCAGCACCAGUUGUCCCCACCCCUAAGAAACACCAGCUGCCUGCUUGUGGGUUGGGGGUUCCUCCUGGUCCUGCCAGCCCCCACUCUGACAUGCCAUACCAGGGAACACAGCCUGUCCCAUUGCACUUCACUCCCAGCACUGCAGCAGAUGAGGACUUGGAAAGGGAACUUGAAAAGCUUACUCUGGGUGAACCAAGUGAGGUGGAACUUAAGCUGCCCUCAGUACCUGCUUCACCUGUAGGCGGAGCUGUAGCUGCAGGUGGGAACACACCUGUGAGUCCGCACCAGGCAGCAGGCAGGUCUGAUACAGCCAGGAGACUACUGUUGACAGAGUAGCGGGACAAUAUCAGUGCCUGUCAGAGAUGCAUUAUCUUUAACAGUCUUGAUGUUUGACAGAAAAGAAUGUUACAUGUAUUAGGCUAUUACAGCAUUUUCAAUACCAUUUUUUCUUCUCAGUAUAAACCAUUGGAGGCUGAUUUUGAGUACAUGUACAAGCCCAGAAAUGUUCUCAGUUCAUUGAUAUGGUGAAAUGUCAUUGUCACAUUUGUUGCAUGAGCAACAACUUUGUCUGUGGUAUGUUAAGUGUAUGAUUUCUCAUUUUUAAGUCACUUUCUUUUCCAUUGUUUCAAAACUGUGUGAGUAUAUAGCUUAUAUUACUUUAACAGAUCUUGCCUUUCUCUAUUUUUGUUCCACAACCUAAAUGUGGGAAACCCCUACAUUAGCUUCUUCAAGAUUUGAGGAUAAUGUUUCUAACUCUAAGUUAAUAUACUUAUGAAUAUAUCACAUCAAGGCACGGCAAAACUUACAUUAGUGUACAUGUACAUGUUCAUUACAACACUUGCAAUCAUAAUAUUGUCUUUUUAACAGGAGUGAAUAUAAAUGUUACAUAUUGACAGUAUUAUCAAGAAAUCUGUAAAAGAAGUAAAUAGAUUUGUCUAUGAAAAGGGGGGUUUAUGAAUGGGGAGAUGUACAUGUUACUUUGUUGUCCCUGUGUAUUACUGCGAAUAAAACUGUGAACCAUG